Messenger RNA from Daphnia magna, 1127 nucleotides. RefSeq lists its product as uncharacterized. The coding region runs from base 54 to 1034 and encodes 326 amino acids. The transcript is spliced from 4 exons. The record is from RefSeq and is a predicted model, not a curated record. NCBI's taxonomy places the organism in Eukaryota, Metazoa, Arthropoda, Branchiopoda, Diplostraca, Daphniidae.
UUUAGAUAGGGACGUAGGUCGUGGUACACGUAUGUAAAAAUUUUUCUAUCACAAUGCAUACAAAGUGUGAUGAAGGUGUUUUAAGGCAAAGAGUUAGAGCUGGGAGUUGUGUCAAGCGGCAAAAGACAGUGGAGGAAUUGUUGCUAUUCGAGCCUUCAAGUGAUGAAGGCUCCGAUUGUAGUAGUGUCCAUGAAACUUCUACAAAAGUGGAUGUGAACAAGGAAAUUACUCCACCAUUAGUCCAGCGAAUUUGCUGGAAUAAUGUAAGAACAGCCUCUCAACUUAAAAUCAACGCUGAAGCAACCAAAGUUUUCUUAAAGAUCGUUGAACAUUACUGGCCCAGACUUUGCGACAGCAAAACCAAAAAUUCAGGUCUGUGGCAAGAGAUUGCCAUAAAGAUGCUUGAGAACGGGUUCCAGAUAAAAGCACCUGAUCCUGGAAAGUCUGCGCAACAGAAGUGGAAUAACUUAAACAAAGAGUACAAAAAAUUUGUGCUCGCAGCAAAAGGAACUGGAGGGGGAGAAGAUGUUCUUGAUUGCAAGCCCCCAUUCUUUGAUGAAAUUGAAAAAAUUCUUGGAAAGGGUAAUGCAGCAUAUCCCGAAUAUAUUGGUGAUUCUUCAAUGGGAAAACAAAAUCCUACUCGAUUGAGCAAGGUUACAGAAAAUCAAACAAAUAUAGAUGAUGGGACAAAGAAAAGGACAUCUACCACUGAACAUGUAAUUUUUAGUGAUGGUCCAAGUGGAAGUGAGACACCAAACCCUUCUAAUGAUAAUUAUUACAUCAGACAACUUCGCUUCUCUGACGAUGAUGAUGAUGGCUAUGCUUUCAGUUCACAACCAAAGAAGCGAAAAAAAACAAGCAAAGCCACAAAUGUGGCAAAGGCUAUUGACAUUUUAAUUGCCAACAAAGCGGAACGCGCUGCCGAACGGGAAGAAAGAAGAAAAAGACAUGAAGAGUCAGAGGCUGCAAAGCAAAAGCGUCAUGAGGAUAUGCUGAUGUUGAAUUUGCUCAACCAUGGUCUGGACCACGGUUGAUCUUUAGUUCAACUUCAUGUCAUACAUCUCCUCGCCCCUUUUUGUGCACAUGACAGUCAUUAUAUAAAUAAAUGAGGCAACGGUGUUCCAUUA